AAGCGCAGCUGUUGCCCCACGACGGCCGUAGUUACUUUUUAUUCAAUACCUUUAUCAUGUUUUGCUCUAUUGUUUGAUUAUUAUGAUAAUAAAGACGCAGUUGCCAGUUAUAAAGAGAGACGAUUGACAAAAACCAAUAUUCCUGUAUCUGUGGAUUAUACUAUAAGCCCGUAUUAUAGUUAAAAAGCUACUGCGUUUUACAUCAAUAUUAUUGUGCCCGUACUAUUUUCGUUUGUACACCAGUACAAACAUUGUGUUAUUUUUAGUUAAUUAUUGAGUUAUAGUUACCGUACGUACAUAUUGUGUCCACUGCGAGCGUUACUUAAUCAUAAGUUAUUCAUUCUCAGUUAUUUUAAGACACUAAGAACCGUCACCGUUUUCAAAUAUGUCUUACGCGUACUUGUUUAAAUACAUCAUUAUUGGAGAUACGGGUGUCGGAAAGUCUUGCCUCUUGCUGCAGUUCACUGACAAGAGAUUUCAACCUGUUCACGAUUUGACAAUUGGUGUUGAGUUCGGAGCACGCCUUAUAACAAUAGAGACCAAGCCAAUAAAAUUACAAAUAUGGGAUACUGCAGGUCAAGAAGCUUUCCGAUCAAUAACUAGGUCUUAUUAUCGAGGCGCUGCUGGUGCACUUCUAGUCUACGAUAUCACGCGCCGUGAUACGUUCAACCAUUUGACUACGUGGUUAGAAGAUGCUCGACAACAUUCCAAUUCCAAUAUGGUCAUUAUGCUUAUUGGAAACAAAAGUGAUUUGGAAGCUAAAAGAGAAGUUAAGAAAGAAGAAGGAGAGGCAUUUGCUCGAGAACAUGGGCUAAUUUUUAAGGAAACUUCGGCUAAAACUUCCGACAAUGUGGAAGAAGCAUUUAUAAAUACUGCCAAAGAAAUAUAUGACAAGAUUCAAGAAGGAGUAUUUGAUAUUAAUAAUGAGGCAAACGGAAUUAAAAUUGGACCACAGCAUUCAACUGGUAAUAGCAGUGUGCCAGGUAGUAAUAAAUCUAGUGGUAAUGGUUGUUGUUAAUCAGCAUUAAAAGUCAACUAUUUAGAAUUUGUCCAGCCCUUUUUCCCCUAAUUUCGCUUUUUCUAGAGGGCUCGAAACAUUUUUUUGAUUUCAGUAAAUUGUUUUUAAAUAUUUAUUAGGUUAAGCUAUAUAUUCAUAUAUCAACAAAAGUAUAGUAAUGCAAAAUGUAUCUAUUUAUAUUUACAUUAUUUAAUAAUACUUAUAUUUAAAUAUUGCUGGUUUGGUUGUACACAAAUAAAAAUGUAAAAAUGACCUUCAUUACUUAGAAUCUUAAAGCUGUCUUUUCUGUUUUCUUAUAUUAUGUAAAAUAUACUCGUACUACACUUUCUCUCUUUAUAUAAGUUUUAGUAGUAAAUCAUUUUUGUAUACUUUUUUUUUUUGUUCAAUUGUAUUUAUUUGUCUCAUUGUAACUUGUACAAUGAUUGUAACUGAAAUAUUUAGACAUGAUCAGUAUUCAGUGUAAUUACUACCUGGAUGGUUUUGAGUUCUAAUAGACAUCUCUAAAUCAUAUUACUCUAAAGUAACAAAAAGUGGUUCUUUUGAUAAGUAAUUCCCACUUGUACAUAAUUUAUUAAAUUCAAAUGCAAUGUAACUGAUUAUCAAUUAAUAAUGCUUACUUAUUUACAACGAUUUUUUUUACAUUUGUAUGUUUAAAUGUCAUUGGUUUUUAAGUUAAACUCUAAUUAUAUAAUUAAUAAACACUAUUAGUGUGCAUA
This is a messenger RNA of Adelges cooleyi (spruce gall adelgid), 1734 nucleotides long. It is a transcript of the gene Rab2, whose product is annotated as ras-related protein Rab-2A. The coding region runs from base 386 to 1018 and encodes 210 amino acids. Gene Ontology annotation, molecular function: GTPase activity; GTP binding. NCBI's taxonomy places the organism in Eukaryota, Metazoa, Arthropoda, Insecta, Hemiptera, Adelgidae. The transcript is spliced from 5 exons. Gene Ontology annotation, cellular component: Golgi apparatus. The record is from RefSeq and is a predicted model, not a curated record.